GCGCAAUAGAAAGAGCUCUCUGGAGUCUGGAAAAUUUCACUCUCACCCUCUCGCUCUUUUGCCGGAGCAACUGUCUUUGUCUCUCCUCCAUCGCCGUUUUCCCAAUCGUUGAAUUGAAAGCUUGAAACUUCAGAGCUCAGGCAAUCAAAUCCCUCGCCAGGAAGUAGGAGGAUUUUGCCUUGGGAAGUAAACAAAAUGCCUCAGGUGAGGAUUAUUGCGAAGAACUUCAUGGACAUGGUGGCGGCUUUGCCCGCCAUGAAACUCGACAUUCUCUACGAGAAUCCUUUCAUCUGCGAAGCGAUUCUCAGGUCGCUGCCGCCAUUGGCGAAGAAGUACGUCACUCAAAUGCUGUUCUCGGAAGGAUCAAUUACUGCUAAAUUGUUGGAGGAAUGGGUGCUUCCUGAUGGUUCGACCAAGCACAGGGUCUCCAUUGAUAGACUAGUCCAGCUUAGAAUUUUUACUGAAUCAGUGGAAAGUGGCAGGAAAAAGGAGAAAUCUUACAGAUUGAACCCCACAUUUCAGGCUAACCUUCAGAAGCGUAUAACUACAGGAGGUGUUUUGCCAAGGGAACCGAUGCCUCCAAGUCUUACUGGAAGACUUCCUAGUUUGGAGGAACUUGAGAAGUAUGCCCUUGAGCAAUGGGAGUGUUUCCUGCUUCACCUUAUAAACUCAGGCCAAGCUGAAAAAGUAACUAGCUUUAGUCCUUCUAUGAUGCGUGUUUUCCAACGAGGUCUUCUAAGUCAGAGCAAAGAUCCUAAAUUGACUGAAAGUGGUUUCCAGUUUCUGCUGAUGGAGACAAAUGCACAACUCUGGUACAUCAUCAGGGAGUACAUAUCUAAUUCAGAGGAGCGAGGUGUGGAUCCAGUAGACCUGAUUUCCUUCUUGUUAGAGCUCAGUUUUCAUAUGACUGGCAAGGCCUAUAAUUUGAAUACAUUGACUGAUGUUCAGAGGAGUACUCUCAGUGACCUUGCUGACUUGGGAUUGGUGAAACUUCAAAAGGGGAGGAAUGAUAGUUGGUUUAUACCUACUAAAUUGGCGACCAAUUUGUCUGUGAGCUUAGCUGAUUCAUCAACUCGGAAACAGGGAUCUAUUGUCGUGGAAACAAAUUUUAGGGUGUAUGAAUACUCAGCAUCUAAGCUGCAUUCUGAAAUUCUGCGUCUUUUCUCAAGGGUAGAGUAUCAUCUUCCUAACCUUAUCGUGGCAGCAAUCACAAAGGAAAAUUUGUAUGGUGCUUUUGAAAAUGGAAUCACAGCAGACCAGAUAGUGUCUUUUCUGCAGCAGAAUGCUCAUCCUCGUGUAGCACAGAGAACACCAUCAGUUCCGGAAAAUGUCACUGACCAGAUAAGGCUGUGGGAAACAGAUCUUAACAGGGUUGAGAUGUCUCCAGCCCAUUUGUACGACGAUUUCCACUCCCGGGAAGUGUUUGAGGCAGCUUGUGACUUGGCACGAGAAUGGAGCGGUUUGCUGUGGGAAGAUUCAGACAAGAUGAGAGUGGUUGUGAAGGCAGAAAUCCACCAGAACAUGCGUGACUUCAUUCGCGGCCAGAGACAGUAGACGAGAGAUAGUUCAAUCAGCUUCCAUGAUGCCAGCUCUGUCACCAGAACCUGAAGUUGCCGCGGAUAGUUCCAGUGUUGUGACUGCGGUCGGAACAUGAUUGGCCAAGGACUUGAUGACUUGAUGUACAGAUGUUUUGUUCUCACUGUAUAAUGAGUUUAAAGAAGUUCAGAAUUAUCAAGUAUGGCCUUCAUUCUUCUUCCUUCUUUGCAUGUAUGCUAGCUUUGGAGACCUCAAUAUCCAUAUUACUACAAUACUACUGUUAGAGAAGAGAAGCAGUGCUGUUAAUAGAAGUACUAUUAUAAGAAAUGCUCGACCCCUUUUGGGCAACAAAGUGGCUCCAUAACCCCGUUGAAGAUGAAAUGUUAUAAACAAGAUUACUCUAAGUCAAAACUUAUAAGUCUAAUUCAAAUAUCUGUAAAAAAAACUAGGAGCAAUUAGGAUAAAAAUUAUUCAAUGUUGCUGCCCAGGAUCGAACUGGAGACCUUCAUACUUACACAUACAUGACUUAAUCUUUGAGACAAGCAUAUGACUACAGGCAGGAUCAAUCAGGUAGCAUUCCCUCUUUCGACGCUCCAUCUCCAACUAACCGACCCAUCCAAGCAAACGCAAUGAAAUGAACAGGUCAAUUCAAG
Linum trigynum is the source of this 2189-nucleotide messenger RNA. The record is from the annotation of a GenBank genome assembly. Lineage: Eukaryota; Viridiplantae; Streptophyta; Magnoliopsida; Malpighiales; Linaceae.